This is a messenger RNA of Guillardia theta CCMP2712, 1203 nucleotides long. RefSeq lists its product as hypothetical. Gene Ontology annotation, molecular function: DNA binding. The record is from RefSeq and is a predicted model, not a curated record. Gene Ontology annotation, biological process: regulation of DNA-templated transcription. NCBI's taxonomy places the organism in Eukaryota, Cryptophyceae, Pyrenomonadales, Geminigeraceae. Bases 16 to 1203 code for a protein of 395 amino acids. The transcript is spliced from 9 exons.
ACCCGAUUGCACCGCAUGGCUGAGGCUGGCGAGAGCAUGGAUGUGGAAGUGGCGGGGAUGAGGGAGAUGCAGCAGGAGAAGAGGACGAGCCUGAGAGUGAUGGAACGAAGAGAGAAGAACCAGGAGCUGCACGGCAAACGAGAGAUGCUGAAAGUUGUCGAGAAGAGCGAAGAUGUGGCGGGCAAGAUCGACCGAGUCACGACUACGGACGAGGAGAGGAGGCUCAGUUUCCUAUCAAAGAGCAAGUCUGUUCCAAUCAAGACAGUCCAUUGUCAGACAUUGUGUUCCGAGAAUUCGAAGCAGGAGAGGAAGCAGGAAGACGUCAAUGUAGAGACAGCUGAAGCCAGUGACGAUCAUUUCAAGACACUUCAAGUUCAAGCGCAAAGCGUACUCCUGUCUUCCGAGUCGUCGAAACAGGAAGAAACUGGUGCGGACGAACAGAGUGCUUUGAAGCGAUGUGAGGCGAGGAUCCGACGUCUUGAUCGUCUUAAUGAGAUCUUGGAGAAGUUGACCGAGAAGUCAUGGAUUCAAACGCAGACAAGCAAUCUGCUGUCAGACAAGCUGAGGUCCAAUGCGUAUUUCAAGAUCAUUCAAGCAAAGAUCAAGCAACGUCAUAGACAAUGGUUGAUGGAGAAUCAGUCCCUACUUUAUGAGAGGUGUGGCAACGACAAGAAAGAGAAUCUGAAUCUUUCUGGCAAAGCCAGAAAUCUCAACAAAGAUGCAGAGGUCGAGCUGCGGCAGCUGAGGGCGCUCGAGCACCAAUCAGUGAAGACACUGAGGAUGAUGGUAUCAGCCCUGUCUGCUGACACUCCUGUGUGCGAGGAAGAGUUCAAGGCUGCAGCGAACGUGGCGAUGGCUGCUUACAACCCGGCGAAACAAGCUCUGUCCGCCGCCAUUGACAAGGCCAUUGAAAGCAAAGGAAAAGCGUGCGAGAAUGAGCAAGGAAGGUGUGCGCAGCAAGAAGUCAAGCUUUCACGGAAUGAAGAUUCAUCCAAGACAACCAAGAGAGGGCAUCUCAACCCAGAAGCUGUUUGCAUCCUCGAAGACUGGCUGGUCCGCAACUUCAACAACCCAUACCCCAGCGAAGCGGAGAAAGCGAAUCUAGUUCGACUCACGGGGGUUUCGCUGAAGCAGAUCAACAACUGGAUGAGCAACGCGCGAGUGAGGAUAUGGAGACCUGCCGUCCAGAUCUUGCAGGAGUGA